Messenger RNA from Penaeus indicus, 639 nucleotides. RefSeq names its product proline-rich protein 36-like. Lineage: Eukaryota; Metazoa; Arthropoda; Malacostraca; Decapoda; Penaeidae. The transcript has 2 exons. The record is from RefSeq and is a predicted model, not a curated record. Bases 1 to 639 code for a protein of 212 amino acids.
AUGCCCCUCUCAGCCCUCCCAAGCCCCUCUCAGCCCACCCAUAAGCCCCUUCUCAGCCCUCCCAAAGCCCCUCUCAGCCCUCCCAAAGCCCCUCUCAGCCCACCAAAGCCCCUCUUCAGCCUUCCAAAAGCCCCUAUCAGCCUUCAAGCCCCUAUCAGCCUUCCGAAAGCUCCUAUCAGCCUUCCGAAAACAGCUCCUAUCAGCCUUCCCAAAAGUCCUAUCGGCCUUCCCAAAGCCUUUUCAGCCUCCCAAAGCCCUAUCAGCCUUCCCAAAGCUCUAUCAGCCUUCCCUAAAGCUCUAUCAGCCUUCCCAAAGCUCCUAUCAGCCUUCCAAAGCUCCUAUCAGCCUGCCCAAGCUCCUAUCAGCCUUCCCAAAGCUCCUAUCAGCCUUCCCAAAGCUCCUAUCAGCCUUCCAAACCCCCCUCUCAGCCACCCAAAGCCCUCUCAGCCCACCCAAAGCCCCUCUCAGACCCACCAAAGCCCCUCUCAGCCACCCAAAGCCCUCUCAAGCCACCUAAAGCUCCCUAAAGCCCUGCACCUUCUACAAGCCCCAGCCAAGAGUCGUAUCUGUAAGAUUGAUCGCACCUCUAAGAGCCAAAAAUGUGAAAACAUAAAUGAAGAAAUUGAUGCCAGGAAUUAA